AUGAUUUACUCUGAGUCUGUCAUUCUCAAAACUGUUAUCGCAGUUGGAGCUGUCUCGUCCACUUUGGCUAUCCCGUUGCCAUCUUCUCUGGAUCUGACCGACAGCUUUGAUGGUCCUGCACCAGCGAGCGCUUUGUCACUGGCUCAAACUUUAGGCGCACCUCCGACACCAGUGAUUCUGCCUGCUAUAUCUCUUGGACAGUCGGUAGAGAAGCAGGAAUCCGAUAUACACUCCGUCAACAUUGGAGAAAACAAUGAACAGCCUCAUGGGGUAGGGUUUAGUCACCAACAGUACCAUCUCGACGAUGAACCCGAGUAUCAUGGUCACCACCAUACCGACGAUUGCUGUAUUGUAGAACCUCUUGACUAUCACAAUCCCCAAACCCACCAUUCAGACCUAGAACUAGAACUCGAAAUGGCUGUUCCUGUUACACCCGGGGACGCUCGUGGGCAAGACAAACACAACAUCAUCGAGAACAUGAUAGGAAUACCUCACCUUCGACCUAUGGGCAUGCCGCUUGAGGCUGAGAAUGGCGAAGCCGUAAGACUCAACGUGGAUGCUCCGAAAUCUGAUAUACCUCCCAUCCGCAUGGAGCGACGUCAGGAAGCUAAAGUGUCAUCGAUUUUCCCCGAAUCCACCCUUGUCCGCCGCAUAUCACGCACUAUGACAACUGAGCAAGCCACGCAAGUCAUGAAGAAGUUGAGCUCGGAGGAUCAGGAGGAUUUGGCUAAAGCUUUUGAACCAUUGGUUGAUAAGGCGAAAAAAGAUUGGAGAGAAUCCAGGGAAAAUUGGAGCAAGUUUUUGAAGUCGAAGUCAGGACGGAUAUUGAUUGAUUUCAAGGAAUACGUACAUGCGCUCCUCGUACUCUCGGCGUCGCAUUCAAACCUCCCCCUGAAUACCAAAAAUCAAUCUUAG
Lentinula edodes (shiitake mushroom) is the source of this 915-nucleotide messenger RNA. RefSeq lists its product as uncharacterized. The record is from RefSeq and is a predicted model, not a curated record. NCBI's taxonomy places the organism in Eukaryota, Fungi, Basidiomycota, Agaricomycetes, Agaricales, Omphalotaceae. The transcript is spliced from 5 exons. The coding region runs from base 1 to 915 and encodes 304 amino acids.